UGAGUUUAGAUUUUGAAUCUGAUCAUGAAGUUGUUGUCUGAUGACACGAAGUUACUUGAUAAAGCUCUCUAGUGUUGGAUGUGCUAAAAGUGAAACCCUGGCACCAGAAGCCAUGGACAGAUCAUUCGGAGAAAGCUUUUUGUUAACAAAUCGGAGUUCGCCUGCCAUUUUCUAUCUAUCUAAGUCGAACGAAGCUGUUAAAGGAGCGUUUGGAAAGAGCACCAAGGAGGAAGAAGAAGAAAAGGGCAACCCCGUGAAACUACACCGAUGUUUGUCCCACGUUAAGGUUUUCAUCUGGUUUGCGAGCAGUCUUAAUGGAACUAAAUUGAGGUCAGACUAUUUUCAUUGGAUGCUAUCUUUGUGCUCAGAUGUAGGGUUGGCUGCAGAGUCUAGAAGUGGAAGUGUUCGAUUAUACAGAGCUUUCAUCACAAAAGAUACCUGGAAAUUUGGAGAGCGGAUUUUCUUUCGCCUCUACUUCCUAAUGAGGCUGAAAUAUGUUCAGAUUUUGAUCCUACUGUCAAGAUAAAGUCAAUUUCCACUACAAUGAAGAUUGUGGGGAGCAUGGAUGCAGUUGCUCUUUAAGCAGUGGAAUGACUUGAGAUGAGACAGUCAAUCUAUAAAGCUUUGACACUACCUGUGUUCUUACAGGUUGAUUUAGUUCUGUGAAACUUGAAGAUGAGUUGGAACUUAAUGCUCUUGAUAACCCUAGCAGCCGCGUGGCAAUGAUUAAGCUGUUGUAAGCCAAAGACUUACUCUUUCUACUGCUUUAGCCUUUAGGUGGGCAACUUGACGUUGCCACAAUGAGCACAACUCAGGUGAUUGUUGACUUCAAAUAUUGAGAAAAUUAGUUGGCUUUGGACUGUGCUUAGUUGGUUUCACUGCUUACAACAUUCUUCAAAUUAGAGGUUAUAGUUUAUACUUAUACAAAUGAUGUUGAAAUGAGCCUUCUCUAACUUCUACGGUUGUCGAGGCAACUUAUCUAUUUGCGGUAGCUCGAUGGUAGCAUCUUCAAUUGUGGACCUGUUUCAACUGCUUCCAGAAGUGCAUUUAGUUGUGUCUUUGAAUACCUGAACAGUCCAAGUCUUAUGCCGGCUGUGUUCCUGUUCUUGCAUUUGGAGCGGCAUUGUUGUGGCAGGUAUUCCUGGUUUCUUAGCAGGCUUCUUGAGCAAUGGCUUUUUCUAAGAGGGACUCGUUUGCUUCCUCCCCUGGAUAAGAAGAAGAUGACGAUGACAAAUUUUCCAGAUUGAUCUUAUUCUCUCUUAAAACUGGGUGAGCAUUACUGAUAUCAGAAAUGGGUGCAGAAGGAUCUAUGCCUGAGACUGAAAUGAAGCUGAGAUUAGAGAGUCUACCCUCUUUGUCUGUACCUGUUUUCUGAUAAAAAGUUUCUCUGAUGGAGAAGUUGAUCACUCAACUUCAAGAUAAGAUUCCAUGGAUCUUUUAGAAUUCUUCUUGUCUGGAUACCCUGUUAUUUCAGUGCCAAUGAUCAACCUUCAGCUUUCGUCAAUGAUCUUGCUUGG
Messenger RNA from Ilex paraguariensis (yerba mate), 1517 nucleotides. The record is from the annotation of a GenBank genome assembly. Lineage: Eukaryota; Viridiplantae; Streptophyta; Magnoliopsida; Aquifoliales; Aquifoliaceae.